AGAAAGAGGAGGUGCCGCCCCCUUCCCGCCUCCAAAGCUAACGGGCUGGAGAGAAAGAGGCAGAAACUUACACUCCUACCCUAGCCCCACUAAAGGCUGCCAUGGGGCCCAGUGCGCCUCUGCUCCUCUUUCUCUUUUUGUCGUGGACUGGACCCCUUCAGGGACAGCAGCACCACCUUGUGGAGUACAUGGAACGGCGACUAGCUGCCUUAGAGGAGCGGCUGGCCCAGUGCCAGGACCAGAGUAGCCGGCAUGCUGCUGAGCUGCGGGACUUCAAGAACAAGAUGCUGCCUCUGCUGGAGGUGGCGGAGAAGGAGCGGGAGGCGCUCAGAGCCGAGGCAGACGUCAUCGCGGGGAGAGUGGACCGUCUGGAGCGGGAAGUGGACUAUCUGGAGACCCAGAACCCAGCUUUGCCCUGUGUAGAGCUGGAUGAGAAGGCCACUGGAGGCUCGGGGGGCAAAGGCAAGGGCCGAAGAAAUGAGAAGUACGAUAUGGUGACGGACUGCAGCUACACCAUCGCUCAGGUGAGGUCAAUGAAGAUCCUGAAGCGGUUUGGGAGCCCGGCUGGUCUGUGGACCAAGGAUCCGCUGGGGCCGGCGGAGAAGAUCUACGUGUUGGACGGCACACAGAACGACACGGCCUUCGUCUUCCCGAGGCUGCGUGACUUCACCCUCGCCAUGGCGGCCCGGAAAGCUUCCCGCAUUCGGGUGCCCUUCCCCUGGGUGGGCACGGGACAGCUGGUGUACGGUGGCUUCCUCUACUACGCUCGCAGGCCUCCCGGAGGACCCGGAGGGGGUGGUGAACUGGAGCACACUUUGCAGCUGAUCAAAUUCCACCUGGCAAACCGAACGGUGGUGGACAGCUCGGUGUUCCCCGCCGAGCGGCUGAUUCCCCCCUACGGGCUGACGGCAGACACGUACAUCGACCUGGCAGCGGACGAGGAGGGCCUUUGGGCUGUCUAUGCCACUCGGGAAGACGACAGGCAUUUGUGUCUAGCCAAGUUAGACCCGCAGACCCUCGACACAGAGCAGCAGUGGGACACGCCGUGUCCCAGGGAGAACGCAGAGGCCGCCUUUGUCAUCUGUGGGACCCUGUAUGUUGUCUAUAACACUCGCCCUGCCAGUCGGGCCCGUAUUCAGUGUUCCUUUGACGCCAGCGGCACUCUCGCCCCUGAACGGGCAGCGCUCUCUUACUUUCCACGCCGAUAUGGCGCCCAUGCUAGCCUUCGCUAUAACCCCCGUGAGCGCCAGCUGUAUGCCUGGGAUGAUGGCUACCAGAUUGUCUACAAACUGGAGAUGAGGAGGAAAGAGGAGGAAGUUUAAUUAAGCAGCUAGCCUUGUGCUUUUGAUUCUCUUAUCCCCAGACAUUUAUAUUCCUAUCAGAUCUCCUGCUGUCCAUUCUUCAGAGUGAAGGCCAGCUGUGGCUCAUAGACACUAAUUUCUAAACGACAACCAAAUUCUCAUAAACUCUCUGGUUUAUGCAGAACUCCAGAUCUUUAGAACGAAGCAGCAAACACCUAAAUCUUCACUCCUGCUCUUUCCUGCCCUGUGUCCACAAAUUUUAGUUCCAAACUCAGAGCCCUGACCUUUGGAUAGGGUCAACCCCAGGCGGCAGGUGACAGUAUUCUUGCCCUCAGUAUGACCCAAGGGAGAGAAGAACUCAAAGAGACAACUCCGGCCUCCCUCCUUCACCCCUCCAAUGUGGGGGAGAAUGGGGCUUUCCUCACAUCACUUUGUAUGGCAACAUUUUGCAUUAAAAGGAAAACCCACCACCA
Molecule: messenger RNA, 1774 nt
Organism: Psammomys obesus (fat sand rat)
Lineage: Eukaryota; Metazoa; Chordata; Mammalia; Rodentia; Muridae
Gene: Olfml3
Product: olfactomedin like 3
Exons: 3
Coding region: 102-1322 (406 amino acids)
Biological process (GO): signal transduction
Source: RefSeq, a predicted model, not a curated record